Messenger RNA from Spodoptera frugiperda (fall armyworm), 3196 nucleotides. RefSeq lists its product as uncharacterized. The transcript has a single exon. Bases 32 to 3070 code for a protein of 1012 amino acids. The record is from RefSeq and is a predicted model, not a curated record. NCBI's taxonomy places the organism in Eukaryota, Metazoa, Arthropoda, Insecta, Lepidoptera, Noctuidae.
GUACCCAGCAUCAAUCGUGACAUCCAGCACGAUGAGGACACUAGUAGUAGUAUCAGCUCUGGUAUCUUUAGCCAUUGCGGCUCCUACGCUGCCUGAAGAUGGCACCGAGAGCAUGGGUACUGCUCUAAACGGAGUUCCUCUUCAAGUACAAACUAGUUUAAUAGACAGUCUGACUAAAGAAAGGACCCCAUCCGAAAUUGUACCUGUUACACAUCUGCAUAACGGAGCCCCAAACGCUGACUUACAAAAUGUACAGCUCACCAACGACGGUCCAUCGAUGCCCAUGGCAAGGAGUUUCCUUUUGAAAAAACCAUUGAUUGUGAAGAAGAAAUAUGGAUAUCAACUAUAUCGUGAUUCUGAGGAAGAAAAAGCGCAGGCUGACUCCGACGAGACUUGUGGAAGACAAGUUAAGGUGAAAUUAUGCAACGAAAAUGAAAAAUACAGAGCUACGAUGGGAUCCACUGACGGAAAUGUCCAGAUUCAUUCAUCGGAUGACGACGUGAAACACAGCAUUAAGAUGGCGAAAGAAGCUGUGGAAAAUUUACAAAGAGAUUUGAAGAAAAUGGAGAUGAAGACUGAAAUGAAAACUGCUCAUGAUUCGCAAUCUGACAUAGAACUUCAUGAAGAUAUCGAAGUAGCUAGACAAGCCCUGAAACACAUUCACGAUAAUUUUGAAAACUUAGACACCAUGAGUUUACGUGCAACCACAACAAGGAACUCGGAAGAUAUGCACGAUGUUCAUCUUACUAUAGCAAAAACGGAAGAAGAGCGAAUGGCCCAAUGGAAAGAAGCCCUUGAAAACAUUCAAAAGAAUGUUGAAAUAGCUAGAAACAUUGAGGACAGUUUCAAAGCUGCUAACAACCAAGAAAAUCUGGUACACUUAGACCAAUCAAAUGCUGCACCUACAAUAAACUUCAAGAUGGAAGAAACUGCACUUUUACCUGAAGCCGAUCAAUUACGUCUUACAAAAGAUGCCGACUUAGAGGUUGAAACUCAGGAAAGAACUACUCAGGAACAAAAAACAUUGGAAAAUACAAUGAAUGAACACAUGAAUGAACAAAUCGCAAGGAAGACACAAAAUGCUGAUGAUGAUAUGAAUUUCGCCCCAUCAGAAAUGAUCGAAGUUCAUUUAGAUAACAAAAGACAUCACGAAUCUCUAAAAAGCGAGAGUCAUAAAAUUACUGAAAACGCAAAAAGUGCUGAAUUCGAAUUAGAAGACCCUAAAACGUUUGUCGAGACUAAAGAUUUAGUGAAUGUGCAACAGAUAGAAGACCAUCCCACCAAGGAAAAAAGUGCUGAAAUUAUUACGGAAACUUUAGAAAACCUACCUACGCCUUUUGUCACUACCAAUGACAAUAUGAAACCUCUUACUUUAGUUCCAGUCACUGAACAGCAAAGAACCGUAGAAAUGAACGAAAGCAUCACUGAAAAUCAGCAGGAUAACCUUAAAAAAAUGGAUUCCGACGAUAUCAGCGAUUUCAUUUUAAGAUCAGCAGUCAAUACCGAUGAACAAAAGAUGAUAAAGGAAGACAUUCACAACGAACACGUAGCGGCUAAGGAAGUUGAGGACUUAAAUCCUGAACAGACACAACUUCUUACUGAAACUUGGGAAUUGAAAUCAAAGGAAGCUCUUCCCACCCCUCUCAAUGAAGUCAAGCAUUUUGAUGCCAUCCCCAAAUCUACGGAAACUCUGGAAAACACUCAUUUUCAAAUGACUGACAAUGAACGCGCUGAAAAGUUUCUUCAAGAACAGCUAAGGCAACAGUGGCUGCAACAGGAGGAGUUGAAUCAGAUGAAGGCUUUACACGCAAUGAGAACAGCAAACGACAAUCUUCUACAAAACCAAAAAUCCAUUUUUUGGGGUAGGAAACACAGAAAAAAUGAACAACUGCCUUCAGUGAAAGCUGCUGAAGAUAUUGACCAAUUUGAAACUACUCACCUAGAACAAGAACAGGGUUUCAUGCCUGAAAGUACCAUGGACCACUUUAGAAACUCUUACUUACCAGAACAUACCCACGUGACAAGCAAGAUGGGUAGCUCUCAUAUUUCUGAUGAUAUGAGAACAGCAGACGGCAAUCUUCUACAAAACCAAAAAUCUAUAUUUUGGGGCAGGAAACACAGAAAAAAUGAACAACUGCCUACAAUGAAAGCUGCUGAAGAUAUUGACCAAUUUGAGACUACUCACCUAGAACAAGAGCAGGAUGUCAUGCCUGAAAGUACCAUGGACCACUUUAGAAACUCUUACUUACCAGAACAUACCCACGUGCCAAGCAAGAUGGGUAGCUCUCAUAUUUCUGAUGAUAUGAGAACAGCAGACGGCAAUGUUCUACAAAACCAAAAAUCUAUAUUUUGGGGUAGGAAACACAGAAAAAAUGAACAACUGCCUACAAUGAAAGCUGCUGAAGAUAUUGACCAAUUUGAGACUACUCACCUAGAACAAGAACAGGGUUUCAUGCCUGAAAGUACCAUGGACCACUUUAGAAACUCUUACUUACCAGAACACAGUCACGUGCCAAGCAAGAUGGGUAGCUCUCAUAUUUCUGAUUUGACUCAUAGUCACCACCAUUCUCAUUUCCCCGCAAGAUAUCACCAGAAUUCAAUGGCUCACCAACACAUGCACGAAAUGACCGGUAUGGAUAGCGCUAUGCAUCCUCAUUACCUUCCUCAUAUGAGAGACGCUAUGGAAGGUUUUGAAUCAGAACACACGUUCCACUGGCAGCCUACCCAUGAAUCUGCUAGAACAGCUUACGGAUCUGCUUUAUCAAGUUCCAUAAGUCCAUCUGGCUUGGCAUCUGGAGCUGUUGGUGUUUUCCCUAACGCAAACGUUGGAGGUUGUGGUAUUCCUCUGCUACUGAGUUGCUCGCCUUCCGUGGUGUCAGGCAGCUUGGCGAAGGCACAUUCAGCUGGCCCUUCAUCCUACAGCGCCCCGUCCUACAGAACGGAAGAUGACUUCAGCUUCCUCACUAAGCGUGGUAUCGACAUGAAUGACAUGAGGACUACCAACGCCAUGAGGACCAUGACUACUACUAUGAAACAGAAGACUCCCAUGACCGUCGAAAAUAAAGUGUAACGUAACUUUUGACUUGUAUCGUAUCGACCAUCGACUACUGAGCUUUUUUAUACUUAUUUAUUAUUAAUUUAAUUUUGUAAUCAUGUUUUAUAAAACAUCACAAAAAUAAUAAAGCAUUUUCUUAAA